Messenger RNA from Daldinia vernicosa, 1062 nucleotides. RefSeq lists its product as uncharacterized. NCBI's taxonomy places the organism in Eukaryota, Fungi, Ascomycota, Sordariomycetes, Xylariales, Hypoxylaceae. Bases 1 to 1062 code for a protein of 353 amino acids. The transcript is spliced from 7 exons. The record is from RefSeq and is a predicted model, not a curated record.
AUGGCAGAGACUGAACCCGCCUCCCCGGGCGACACAUUCACACCUGGUGCCGGCCACUGGGUGGACGCCGUCAUAUGGGCACUCAUUAGCCUCUCUACCGUCUUCCUGGGACUUCGAGUAUUCUACAAAUCCAAGCGAGGCCGAGGACUCUGGUGGGAUGAUUGGGUUUUGAUAUCAUCAUGGAUUAUCCUUAUUGCUUCGGGAGCACUUAUAAGCCUCUGUGUAUCGGCAGUCUUCAUUAAACGUGAUCAAGAUAACGGACUGGGCGCUCACGAUGUUGGUAUGCUGAGUACGAUUGCGGGGACCUUAUUCUUCGUUUCGGCAAUAUGGAGCAAGACUUCCUUUGCUAUAACGCUCAUUAGGAUCGCGGGUCCUCGGUUAAAGAUCGCACUUCGCAUGAUUAUGAUAUCUAUGAACAUGGUUACCUGUGUCAGCUUGAUACUCCGAUGGGUACAGUGCCGGCCAGCGAGGAUGAUAUGGGACUCCCAUGCUACCGGAGUUUGUUGGAAUAGGAACCUUAUCCUUGCGUUCACCAUUUUUGCUGCUGCAUACUCCGCAUUCAUGGACUUCGUCCUGGCUGCUCUUCCAUGGCCCAUUAUAAUAAAAUUGCAGAUACGGACCAGUGAGAAAGUUGGUGUUUCUAUUGCUAUGAGUAUGGGUCUUUGCGCGGGUAUAACGUCAAUCGUCAAAUGCACCAAAUUCAGCGUUCUACGGAGUGAUGACUUUGGCGAUAAUGUCUUUGAACUCGCAAUAUGGUCCGUAGCGGAAAUCGCUACUACAAUAAUGGCAGCAUCGAUCCCUGUGCUUCGUUGUGCACUGAUGCGUGAGGCAGCGGGUUCCGCUCACUUGGGCUAUCCCGUUACAUUUAUUAGAGACCGUUCCCGAAAGGUGUCGCCUGACGGUAUUAUGUACGAGGAAAGAGCCGCUUUUAGUGGGAAUAAUGAUGAUGAUGGGAUUUUCAAGAUGGAGGAGAUCCAUAUCCAAUUUGGUAAUAGGGGGGUUGGCGAUAGUAUCGACCUUGAGCUAGAAAGAAUGCCACGGUCAUAUUCGCCGUGUGUAUAA